AUGGCUCCGCUUGCCGCUGAGACUCCCGCAUUUGAAAGCACUAUGGAGAAUGACGUGGGCACUGUGAAGAAAUCUCGGGCCGCAUCACCCGCCCCCAAGACAUCAAAAGCCAAGGAAGACAAGGAGGUGGUGAAACCCAGCCCGAGUGCGGAGAAAGUUUCCAAGGUGGAGAAAAGCUCUGAGACCAAGACUGACAAGGUGGAGAAGACCAAAAUCCGCGUUGGCAUUUUUGCUGCUGUUGGCAUCGCAGCUUUGGUUGCUGUGCUUGUCGCUUUAUGCUUCUUCAUGCCUACCCCAUUGGACUUGAAACUCACCAGCAACUACAUGAUCGGCGGGAUUAGUUUGGUGGCUGUGGCUUUGACUGCGGGAACUGCUGUUGCAGUGAAGAAGUUCAAGCUCAAGCUACCCGUCGCUUGCAAGAAGCAGUCCUGUAAAGUGAACGCUCCUUUCAGUCUACAUCGCUUGUUUGUGCUGGGUUCAGUUGGCAAGACACCGACCCACUCGGAAAGCACUAUGGAGAAUGACGUGGGCACUGUGAAGAAAUCUCGGGCCGCAUCACCCGCCCCCAAGACAUCAAAAGCCAACGAAGACAAGGAGGUGGUGAAACCCAGCCCGAGUGCGGAGAAAGUUUCCAAGGUGGAGAAAAGCUCUGAGACCAAGACUGACAAGGUGGAGAAGACCAAAAUCCGCGUUGGCAUUUUCGCUGCUGUUGGCAUCGCAGCUUUGGUUGCUGUGCUUGUCGCUUUAUGCUUCUUCAUGCCUACUCCAUUGGACUUGAAAUUCACCAGCAACUACAUGAUCGGCGGGAUUAGUUUGGUGGCUGUGGCUUUGACUGCGGGGACUGCUGUUGCAGUGAAGAAGUUCAAGCUCAAGCUACCCGUUGCUUGCAAGAAGCAGUCCUGA
Cladocopium goreaui is the source of this 903-nucleotide messenger RNA. NCBI's taxonomy places the organism in Eukaryota, Dinophyceae, Suessiales, Symbiodiniaceae. The record is from the annotation of a GenBank genome assembly.